AAGGGGAGCAUUCUUCAAUUUGUUCUUGAACCUAAAAGGUUCCAAAUUUGAGAAUAUAUAUAUAUAUAUAUAUAGCAAUCAAAUAUUUAAUCACUCUAGCAAACGUAAAUAGAUUGACGACUAAUGCGUUCUACCUGGUUUUAUUUAAUAUGGAUUUUCCUCAUCAUCUCUGACAGCGAAAGUUCCUCCAGCUUUGGCAAUCAAAGGCAACACCACGGUCACAAUGUAAGAUCAAAUAAAUAUAAGAAGUUGGAAAAGGAGUACGAGGCCAACAAUUUGGAAUUCGCUUUUCCCAGCGAAGCUGAAAGACAGGCUUCGUUGCGUGAUGGACGUUACAAUCCAGAUAGUCCCUUGCCGAUAGAUGUGGAUGUAUAUUAUCCGCCGAAUGGAAAAGAUACCGUCAUUUUCAUGACCAUACCCCGCUUUGGCAGAGGUGUGCCCUACUCGUUGGCAUACUUGACAGACGUGGAGCGACCAAAUGGCACUGAACUUCAACCAUAUCCAAGUUACGACUGGCACAAGUCGCAUGGCAGUGACUGCGACGGUCUCACGUCGGUUUAUCGCAUUCAGAUCGAUUCAUGCGGUAAAAUGUGGAUACUGGAUAGCGGUGAAAUCGAAUUCACGCAAUACUGUGCGCCGCAAUUGGUUGUGCUCGAUAUAGCCACGACAAGAGUGGUUCACCGUUAUCGUCUACCGCAAGGCAUGUUCAAACCCACAAUAAGCCGUUUUGUUACACCGUAUGUGGACAUUGCGGACCCAGCACCGUUUGGCUCUUGUCAACAAGCUUUCGUCUACAUGGCAGACCCCACUGGUACCGGCUUUGUAGUUUACGAUGCGGCGAAUGGUCGAUCGUGGCGUGUUGAAAAUAAAUACACCUUCCCCGAUCCUGACUUUGGUACGCACACUAUAGCCGGUGAGAGUUUUGAGCUCUUGGACGGCGCAUUCGGUUUCGCUGUGACGCCUAGACAAUUGGGUGUACGUCGCAUGUUAUACUUUCAUGCGCUCUCCAAUGAUGCACAAAUUGCGAUUCCAUUGGAUAUAGUCAAUGAUCCAACCUAUUGGAAUAAUGGCAUUAAUUCUGGUUUGGAACACUUUGUGCUCUUGGGUAAACGUGGUGUACAGUGUGCUACGCCGGCUAUGACAUCGAAUGGUGUAUUGCUUUGUGGACAUCUUGAACCGAUUGGUAUUUUCGGUUGGAACAUACUAACACCGUAUACAUUUGCAAAUCGCAAGUUGCUAGCUGAAAAUCCAAAAACGCUGCAAUUUAUCAGUGGCUUGAAGGUGAUAAAGAAUUUAAAGGGCAAAGAGGAAGUGUGGAUGGUAACAAAUCGAUUACAAAAGUCAUUCACGGGUACCACGAAUUUUGAUGAGACCAAUUAUCGUAUUCUCAAAUGUGGUGUUGAGGAGUUGCUAAACGGAAGAUCUUGCUAGACAACGGAAUAUCAGUAAAUUCAUAAUAUUUUGAAUAGUUUUUACACAUCCGCUUACAAUUGUGUAAGUAUGUUUAUAGAACUAAGAGCUCUCGAGAAACAUACACAA
Molecule: messenger RNA, 1539 nt
Organism: Rhagoletis zephyria (snowberry fruit fly)
Lineage: Eukaryota; Metazoa; Arthropoda; Insecta; Diptera; Tephritidae
Gene: yellow-e2
Product: L-dopachrome tautomerase yellow-e2
Cellular component (GO): extracellular region
Source: RefSeq, a predicted model, not a curated record